AUGCGGGAAGUACUCACCCAAAGCUGCUGUGCCCUGGGCUUCAUGCUAGUGGUGCUCAUCCCCAUGACCGGGGCUUGGCGGUCGUUCAAGGUCAUCAUUACACAUGUCGAUUUCGAGGCCAACGAGAAGAUUGUGAACCUCACAAUGGAUCUGCAAAAUGACGCCGGCGACUCAAAGCUCAGCGUGGACAUCACAGUUUAUGAGGACAUUGAGGAUGUCCAAUUGGCGGUCGACGUGGGCCUGGAAACGGACAAGGGUAACUUCUCCACCCUUAUCAACCGCACCCUCAACUUCUGUAAACUUAUGAAGCAGCGGAACUCUGAUCCCCUGGUCCGCGGCAUUUACGACGACCUUCUGAAGCACGGCAACCUGUUCAAGGAGUGUCCCAUUAGGAGCGGGACGUUCAGUCUCAGCAAAUAUAAGGUAGACGAGGAAAUGCUGCCCAGCUUUCUUCCGGAAGCAAAGUUCCGUUUCAGGCUACUAAUUACGAGGCCCAAGAAUGAGAGGAUCGUCAGGGCCGUCAUCUAUGGCCGCAUAGAUAAGUCCAAGGGAUUCGACAACCUCAAGCGGUUCAGCAUGGGUUGA
Drosophila kikkawai is the source of this 585-nucleotide messenger RNA. RefSeq lists its product as uncharacterized. The record is from RefSeq and is a predicted model, not a curated record. NCBI's taxonomy places the organism in Eukaryota, Metazoa, Arthropoda, Insecta, Diptera, Drosophilidae.